AUGAAUGACAAAAUUUACGAAAACAUGUUGCUGCGUCGCCGAUUUUGUAAAAGAGUGGCUUUGAUGGCUAUAGCAUUUACAAUAUCCUUUUAUGUGUCAAUUCUAUUGUUUGGUGAUCUGAAGGCGCCUAGGGUGAUGAAUUUGACUGAUCUGAACCGAUGUCCGGCAUGUUACGGAGUGUCUGUGUGUCCGGAGCUGUAUUCUAACCAAGUAAUAAUCGAAGGGCAUACAUGGUCGAGCAUGUUUAACGCGAAAAACAUUUUCUAUGGGUACACGAAGUCGAAUCGUCGGGUUGUUUUGAAGAAAUUGGCUCACAACUCUGAGUUCAAGGAUUUUGAUUCUAAGAUGUGUAAAACUUUCAAUUUGAAGCGGAAUUGUAGGCCCAUUCAUUUGCUGAAUGUGACUAAUGUGGAUGAGAAGUUGAUAAAACUGGUGGAGUAUAACUUUACUUGGCCAGACACUGAGCCCAGAAAGGGACUUGUGUUGUGUCCUUAUGCUUACAGUCUGUAUGACUUGGUGUUACCGGUAUUGGACAGUAAGAAGCCUCAGCUGGAUAUGAUUAAUAUAUGGACCAUGCUUAGUUUAAAUCCAGAACCUAUAAUAUUACAGAUUCUACCAAAAUCCAGUGGAUGGCCAGUCCCAGCAUAUGGAGGUGUUUGUGGCCGGCUGGAGGUUGUGGCAGACGAAGGAGAACCUCUUUCAUCCCUCACUCAAGUGGCCUGGUACAGGAAACUGAAGUUUGCUAAGAAAAUCCUUGAUGCUGCCAUGGACUUCACUUUUAAACAUGACAGGUUUCGUUUCUACCUCAUGGACUGGUCAUUAGACAACAUAGUGGCCAAUGAGAAAGACGACAUUACCUUCGUCGAUCUUGAAGACCUGAUAGUUUUAGAUAAGCACAUAUCGCCCGGCAAAGACCUGCCAAACUGGUACCAAAGAUACGGCCGGGAACUCAUUGGUCCUGGCUUCACAUUCUCCAUCGAGAAUAUGUGUAAACACCAUUUAAGCGACCACAAUUUAUGGGCAGCCUGUUACAUUUUAGCAGGCGACGACGAUCCAUACUUGUAUCCAAUACCCAAAGAGGUUAAUUCGUCUCGACCUCAUUUCGACAGGCUGUUGAAUGAAUGCCUGAACGGCGUUGACAGGUUUAAAACAAUAACAACACUUCAACACGUCAUUGGUGAUAUGUUGAUGGAUGAGAAAAUUGUAGGCUACGGAGCUGUUGUCAGAUGAUGAAAUAUUUUAUAAAAAUUGUGUUAAAACAUAAUUUGUGAUUGUAUUUUGUAAUGUCCUUGUGUUGUUGCAUACAUUAUUUAUUUAUACAUAUUCAAGCUUACGAGUUGAAUUUUUAAAUGGAUUAUUGGAUUCUAAAUUUAACUCUCAUCUUUUUAAACUUGUAAUGUUAUAGAAAUAGGACCUUAGUGUGAAUAAUAUUAAAUUAAUAAGAUUUAAUAUUAUGAUAUUACGAAUGCAUUUUACUCAGUGCUUAAAGAUUCGCUAAAGCUUUUUCCGCCUGAAAUAAGUUAAUAAAUGUUUUAUUUUUGACAAUUAUAAUUUAUUUACAAUAAGCAUGACAAAUUUACCAAAAAUCUCAUUUAUUCUGAAUUUAAUUUAAUGUGUUCCUAAAGCUGUGAUAUACUGUUAUUGAUUUAUUGUCAUACCUACAUAUUUGAUUGGUUGUGAAAUACAAUUCUUCUUUUAAUUUA
Messenger RNA from Trichoplusia ni (cabbage looper), 1703 nucleotides. RefSeq names its product deleted in autism protein 1 homolog. The transcript has 3 exons. The record is from RefSeq and is a predicted model, not a curated record. Bases 1 to 1230 code for a protein of 409 amino acids. NCBI's taxonomy places the organism in Eukaryota, Metazoa, Arthropoda, Insecta, Lepidoptera, Noctuidae.